UUUUUUUUUUUUUUUGGCUGGGAUAUUUUUUGCAACAUGGUCCAUUUUGUGAAGAAUAACAAACGCUAUAAAUACAUAGUCCCAUUCGUCGCAACUACGUAUUUUUCUUUCCUGCAAACGUCUUCAUCCUCACCUCUUUUUCUUUUCAAUCUCCAUGCACACAUUCUUGCUGACGGUGUUGGCGGUAUACCUAUUCGUUGGCUCGGUGCAAUGUCGUCCUCUGUACUCUCUAGCAUUGUUAUCAUUAGGCGGCCUAGAGCAAGAACCCGUCUUACUGCCAGACUUUGCGUCAUCCAUUUUUAAUGCCAAUCGUGAAAAAGUCUUGGCUCUAGAAAAGUCUUUUACCGAACCACCCUCUAGUGCAGAUGGGACUAGCUUAUCGAUCACCGACGUCAAUGACAGGUCCAUCGAAUCAAACCCCGAUCUAUCGACUGCAGCUUCCGCAGCUUCUUCACCGGCAGCGAUAGACGACGAAGUAUAUGAAGAUGACGAGGAUGACGAAGUAGAUAUGACUCGCAUCAUUGAGGAAGAUUUUGAUGUUGAUAUCAACCGUUUUGCCCAACUCCUUUCUGUCCAUCUCUUAUUUGAUCACUUUGAGAAUGCCGUCACCAAUUUGUCUAAGAAAGUAUCUCGCCGCUUUCAAGAAACGAUCCAGUUCAGCAUUCUCUAUGGAAACGGAGACUCUGAUAUCAUCACCGAGGAAUCUAUUGGUUCAGGCAACGAAAUGACGUUUGAUAUUCAAGUUCUCAAAGGACAAAUACGAGGUGCAGUUGGAUGUAAGUACAAAUUCCUACCUGUAACAAACCCUCCCCCCUUUAAUUUACUAAUUUGGCUCUCAGCUUUUAUUGAGGAUAAUCUACCCAAUGUAUGGUAUCAACAUGCAACCUCAUUAGAUAAAGCAUCUUUGCAGCAACAAAUUCGCCAAAUCACCAUGUCUCUCUGCGGACCUUACUCAAACAAGGAGGAUACCGUAUUGUAUUCUUGUAUUGCCGAACACUCCAAUCAACUUCAAUCUCAGAUGGACCGCUUCGUUGGCAAAAAUCUGGAUCGAACCCUGGCAUUUGUCACCAAACGUGAACUUCCCCGUCUAUUCGAAGCAACUGCAUCUGAAGUCCACAGUGUUUUGCUUUACUUCAACCGACAUGUCCUCCUUAGCAGCGACAAGAGACUUCAAAUCCAACUUGCUCGCCAAGCUGAGGCCACAGAGGAAGAGUGGAUUCGCAAGGAAGUUGGCGACGUUUUUGAAGCCGCCGCUCACUGGGAACACGGUUCUGAUGAGGACCAAACCGUCAAUUCGGUUGCAAAGUUUGCUCAACUUGCAAAAGCCUAAAGAUAACCUACAUCUCCAUACCAACUCUUCAUUCCAUAGCAUAUUGUAAAUACCUAUCAUAGCAUACCCCCCCCUCUCA
Messenger RNA from Umbelopsis ramanniana AG, 1409 nucleotides. RefSeq lists its product as uncharacterized. The record is from RefSeq and is a predicted model, not a curated record. NCBI's taxonomy places the organism in Eukaryota, Fungi, Mucoromycota, Umbelopsidomycetes, Umbelopsidales, Umbelopsidaceae. Bases 155 to 1330 code for a protein of 391 amino acids. The transcript has a single exon.